Molecule: messenger RNA, 1407 nt
Organism: Chrysochloris asiatica (Cape golden mole)
Lineage: Eukaryota; Metazoa; Chordata; Mammalia; Afrosoricida; Chrysochloridae
Product: alcohol dehydrogenase E chain-like
Exons: 13
Coding region: 1-1407 (468 amino acids)
Biological process (GO): retinoic acid metabolic process; retinol metabolic process
Cellular component (GO): cytosol
Molecular function (GO): zinc ion binding; all-trans-retinol dehydrogenase (NAD+) activity
Source: RefSeq, a predicted model, not a curated record
AUGGUUGAGUUCUGUUAUGCUGGGGUUUUACAGAUUGCUUUGAAUUGGUCCUGCGCAGGGAGCUCCAGCAGCACAGCAGCCACGGAUUGCAAGAACAAUAGCUGGAAAUUCCAAGCUGCUACCCGGGAGAAAGAAAACAUGGAAUCCCAGGAAAAUCUUUUCUUUCCUAAAUUCACCAAUAUAAAGCAGGUUAUGGCAAAACCAUCGGAGCAGAGGCUCAAAAUGUCUGCCUUUGUCCACAACUAUUUAACUUUGUCUGAUAAUGCUUGCAAGACAUUAUGGGGAAGAUUGGAGAAGAACAAAGUCACUUAUGGGAAAACAGAUCUUAUCAGGAUAGCUAAGGAGUACAAGGAAACUGGAUAUGAAAUGAUCAGGGAAAAUAUUUGGAUGUUCUUUGAGAUUUUAGCCACAGGAAUCUGUCACACAGAUGACCACAUAAUCAAAGGAGCAAUGGUGUCUACAUUUCCAGUAAUUGUGGGACAUGAAGCAACUGACGUUGUGGAGAGCUUUGGUAUGUGGAUGUCACCAUUGAAGCCAGGAGAUAAAGUCAUCCCACUCUUCACUCCCCAGUGUGGACAAUGUGCUGUUUGUAAACACCCUGAAGGCAACUUCUGCAUGAAAAACGAUCUGAGUUUCCCGCGGGGGACCUUGCAGGAUGGCACCACCAGGUUCACCUGCAGGGGGAAGCCCAUCUACCACUUCCUCAGCACCAGUACCUUCUCUGAGUACUCCGUAGUGGAUGAGAUCUCAGUAGUCAAGAUUGAUUCAGCUGCACCCCUGGAGAAAGUCUGCCUCAUUGGCUGUGGGUUUUCUACUGGUUAUGGGUCUGCUGUCCAAGUUGCCAAGGUCACCAAAGGCUCCACUUGUGUCGUGUUUGGCCUUGGAGGAGUAGGCCUAUGUGUAAUCAUGGGCUGUAAGGCAGCAGGAGCAGCCAGGAUCAUUGGGGUGGACAUCAACAAAAACAAAUUUGCAAAGGCCAAAGAGUUGGGGGCCACUGAAUGCAUCAACCCACAGGACUUCAAGAAACCCAUCCAUAAGGUGCUAAUGGAAAUGAACAAUGGAGGGGUGGACUUCUCAUUUGAAGUCAUUGGUCGGCAUGACACUAUAGUGUCAGCUCUGUUAUGCUGCCAUGAGGCAUAUGGUGUAAGCGUCAUCAUAGGGGUGCCUCCUGAUGCCCAAGACCUCGGGAUAAACCCUAUGUUGCUUUUGACUGGACGUACGUGGAAAGGAGCAAUUUUUGGUGGCUCCAAAUCAACUGAUUCUGUCCCCAAACUUGUGACUGAUUUCAUGACUAAGAGGUUUCAAUUGGAUUCAAUAAUAACCCAUGUUUUACCUUUUGAAAAAAUAAAUGAAGGAUUUGAUCUUCUGCGCUCUGGAAAGAGCAUCCGUACAGUCCUGACGUUUUGA